CCAUAACACCACUUCCCUGAGAGCCAGAGACCAGCACAGCUGUGGUGCCUCCCAUCCCAAGGCCAUGGUGGGAUGGACAGGAGGAGAGAAAGAGGUCGGGCAGGAGGAGCUGCAGCCAUGUCAGAGCUUUUCUCUAGCUUCUUCCUCGCACUGUCUCCGGAUCUUGUGUACUUCAACAAGGAUGAAAUCACUAAAGUUUGGGACUGUGUGUCUGAGUGCUAUCACCAAGACCUGCUGCUGAAGAAGAGAGUUGGGCUGAUGGGCCUGGGUACCAUCCACAUUAUGAAAAGACCCAUCUGGCACGGAGAAGGGGAAGGUUUCAUGGCAGACAGUCCAGAGUUUGAUCUGAACAAGCUGUUUCUGGUGGGGAAGAAGCUCCUCCAUGGGAAAAGCCCCAUGCCUGGGCUCUCCAAAGCUGACGAGUUGGUCUGUGCUGAGGUGGCCUUGCGCCUGCACAAGCCCAAAGCCACCAUCGUUAUGUGCAUCAAGGCCACGCUAAAGAUCUGUGAGUGGGCCUUGUCAAGUGGCCAGAACUUUGAAUUUGUGUUCAAGGACAUCGGCGUCCUGGUCUGCCGGGGAAAGCAUGUGGCCAUGAGGUUCUUUGAAGACUUGGUCCGAGAGGUGGCUCAGUCACAGAGCGUGGCAGACAGUUUGCUCCAGUCACCAAAUCUGAAGCCGUUAUUCAUAGCGCACACGGAAAAGGACAUUUCCCAGAUUCCUCCUGGAGGUGUCCUUGUGCUGCCGCACUUUGUGCAGGCAGAUGGGAAGUCCCAGCCACAUCCUAUAACUGUUUACCUACAAGGCACUGGCACAACACACAAAACCAACACCAAGCACCAAACAACUCCGGGGAACCUUCCCAGCCAACGCCUCCUUCUUCGUCCGAGUCUUUCUCCAAGUCGGAUACGUGAUGUGAAAGUGACAGGAAGAGAAAAGACAAAGGCUGAUGGUGGAGUGCAGAGAGGGAGUUUGCUGCCUCCAAUUGAGAACUCUGUGAAGAAGGGCAGAGCCACCAAGGAGAUGGAAGAGCCCAAAGCUGGGCUGGCAGCUCCCACCAGGCAGGGAAAACAUGUCCAGCUUCCACCCCUGGCAGAGGAGAGGAGCCUGGAGAAGGCUGCUGCAUUCUCUCCUGGAGGAUUUGAAAAGCUAAGGAAGGAGAGAGCGGCUGCUGUGGCAGGAGUGGCUGCUGCUUUGUCCCCAGAAGGGACAAAGGAGAAGAAGACACUGUCCCCUUGGAGAAUAAGACCACAGCCAAGGACCCCGCGAGCCAAGCAGGUCCUGCUAAAUCUGCAGCCAUACAAAGUAGCCCGGGAGCAGUGCACGAAGGCCUUGCAGAUGAACAAGUUACGGAAAUGGUCCAACGACGAUUCCCUCACUUCUGGAUCUAACCUGAGCUUGGUGAAGAAGCUGGAGGUCCAUGAAGAGGCAGCAACAGAACUGGGACAUGGGAGCAGCCUCAUGGCACCAUGGAAAAAGGAAUAAAGACCUAGAAAUCCA
Molecule: messenger RNA, 1497 nt
Organism: Vidua chalybeata
Lineage: Eukaryota; Metazoa; Chordata; Aves; Passeriformes; Viduidae
Product: coiled-coil domain-containing protein 81-like
Exons: 11
Coding region: 73-1482 (469 amino acids)
Cellular component (GO): centrosome
Source: RefSeq, a predicted model, not a curated record